Rotaria socialis is the source of this 5007-nucleotide messenger RNA. The record is from the annotation of a GenBank genome assembly. NCBI's taxonomy places the organism in Eukaryota, Metazoa, Rotifera, Eurotatoria, Philodinida, Philodinidae.
AUGACAUCAUCAGAUUGUCUAUCGUCAAAUAAUCGGGAUCCUCGUUUAUCAGCGAUACCACGUUUGAAUCUACCUGUAUCAUCUUGUCUAAAUGUACAAAAUCAAUUACACAAAUCUGCAUCCCUUACAACUACUCCAACAUCAACAUCACCAUCACCAAAUCAAUUUCAUACACCAACAUUCGUGAUUUCACCUCGUUUUCCUCCAUCAAAUAUGGCUGGUUUUCCAAGACCUCCUUUAUUACCUUUGCCACCAUCAGCACCACUUCUAUUAAGGAAAAAUAUUGAAUUUAAACCUGCAGAACAAGAAAUACUUGAUAACAACUUUUUUAGUACGUUUAACAUGAAACAAAAUGAACCCAAAAGUCAAAAUUCAGAAAAUACAAUAAAUAAUAUAAAAGGUUCUACAUAUAAUCAAGCAAAUAGUGGAGAGCCCAAUUUAAUUGAUAUGGGUUUAGAUCCUGCAUCACCUUCGUUAUUAUCUGCUAAUGUUUUUGAAUUAUUUGAUCCAUUCAAACAAAUCGAUCGACCUCAUUCAUGGCCAUCGAAAUUAAAUGAAGCUGGUACGACAACUACGAUUACACCCCCUUUUGUUACACCAAGUAGCGAAAUUCCAACACUAUCGCCAUCAAAACUACCCAUAGUAACAUCAACAACACCGCUUUCAUAUCCAUAUCCAAUUAAAUUACGUUUAAAAUUAACAAUAUUUCCUGAAAUAAAACCAUUCAGUCAACUUGUUCAACGUAUUCGUAAUGAAAGUCAAACAAAUCAGACAUCAACUGAUGAAAUAUUUUAUUGUAAACGUGUUCAACGUUUAACUCCACAACAUAUAGAACAAAAACAGCUGCCCGUCACGUUAUAUAUCUUUGUUGAUGGUGCAAAAGAACCUAUAUGUUUAAGAAAAAUAAGUUUGCAAUCAACAGUAGCACAUAUUUUAUAUCAAUUACUUGAAAUAACACCAUUUGAUUAUGAUCAAUCAGUACUUAAAUUACGUUCUCGUGAAGAAUAUUUACGUAACGAAGAUGUUCUAUGCGAUAUUGAAUAUGUUUAUAAUUGUCUUAAUUCAUUAAAAGAAUUACAAUUUGUGCUUGUACAAAAGCCAACUUAUGGAUUUCAGAGACAACAAAAUUCAAAUGACUUUAGUUUUGAACAAUUUUGUUUAGACCAACAAGAAAAAACACAUUAUACAUUAACAUCAUCAUUGGACAGAUCUAAUGGAAUGCCAACAGACAAAAAGCAUCGAUCAUUGAACAAAUCAGCUACACUUCGUUCGACAAAAUCAUUAAAUGCAAACAAACAAGCAACAUAUUCUCAUCAAGCUCAUAUAGCACAUUCAUCCAAUGCUCCAUUUCUUGCGUCAGAUCCUCGAUGGUUAGAGGAAUUUCAAAAGGAUAUGAAUUUAAUACUUGUACAAGUCGAACAACGUUUUAAUCGUCUUGUUUCAUUUCAUCAACCGGUAUUAUCAAUAAGUGAACAAAUUAAAAUCAUAACUGAAUUAAUAAGUUUUAUAAAAAAUACUCAAGUUACAUGUUCAUCUAUACAAUCUUCUUUAAUCAGUGAUAAACAACGUGAAUUGAAACAGUUUGCUGAUCACUUAAUAAGAAAAUCGCACAAUGAACGUCUAGAACAAAUAUCAAUUGAAAUGCAUGAAAAAUUAACACGAUUACUUUAUGAUUCACUCAUUAUAAUUAUUGGUUAUGUACAAACUUAUUGUCAUGCAUAUUUGAUACCUUAUGAAGUUGAGCUUUACAAUGAUCAAAAUAUAUCCAUUGAUGUAGAACAAUUGAAAUAUGAACCAAUAAAACAAACUCAAAUGCCGCGUUCAAUCAAUGAAUCACCUGAUACAUUUCAAGUUUAUAUCGAUACUCUAUUUUCUUUACCAUCCAUAUCGAAUAUAAAAUCAGUUCGUAUUAUUGCUCGUCUGUGUUAUGGAAAUCAAACUAAAGCACUACAGAUGACUCGAUCAAUGUCAUUCGUACGUAAUAAUUAUCAUUCUGAACAUGUUGCACUUAAACCUCAGAUUCGUUUUGAUCAAUGGCUCUCGUUUGAUGAUGCACGUCUUUGUGAAUUACAACGUGAAGUACUUAUUUUAUUUGAAAUCUAUGCAAGUUACCUUGAUGAGACUGAUUCAUCAUCGCCACAUGAAAUUUUCGAUGGAACUCCAAUGCAUCUUAUUGGCUGGUGUUCACAAGCAAUAUUUAAUGAUGAACAUUAUCUUAUAACCGGCGAACGAUUUUUAGGAAUAUUUGAUUCAACAACAACCAAUCGUACGGGCUUUUAUUCAUUAAGAAAUGUUUUUGAUCGUAACUGUCCAAUAUUAAGUGUGUCAUUUCUUGAGCAAUCAUUUGUUUGGCCGGAUGUUCAACCUAGAGAUGAUAAACAUCCAGGAAAUUUCACUGAAAUAAGCCGCGAAAAACAAGAAAACUUAUCUCGACUACUUAAACGGCCAAAUUUAUUAUUAGUAGAUCAUAGUGCUAUGACAACAAAUGAUAAUCGAAAACAACAAUUCUCAUUAAAUAUCUCUGAUGAAGAACGUGAAUUUUCCGAAGAAGAGUGCCAUUUUCUUUGGUCUCAUCGCCAUUUUAUUAUUCAUAAAUCGUAUGCUCUACCAAAAUUACUUAAAUCUCGUUCGGUUUGGGAUUAUCCAAGUCUAAUUGAUAUCUAUGCACUUCUCAAUGAAGUAACUCGUGAUCGUACAAUAGAUGAAAUUGAAUCAUUUGAACUAUUACUACCUGCUUUUCCUGAUAUGCAUGUACGUUCAUUUGCAUACAGCUCGUUAAUAUCACGCUUAACAUCUCAAGAUCUUCUAAUUUAUUUGCCACAACUAUUACAAAUAAUAAAAUUUGAUUAUUCACAUUCAUCAACAAUUAUUGAAUAUUUACUUCAACAAGCAAUAAUUAAUUAUCGUUUAGCACAUAAAUUAUAUUGGCAUUUAAGACAACUGCUGAUUACAGAACAUUUACAUUACAUACGUUAUUAUUAUUUAUUUUUAUCUUUACUUUAUGUAUUAGAAGAAAAUUUUCGUGUAGAAUUACAAAAUGAAUAUGAUCUUUGUUUAAAUUUAAAACGUAUUGGUGUAAAAUUAAAAUCAAAUAAAUCAAGUAAUAAAGGAUCUCUUCUUGUUGAACAAUUAAAUAGUUUGAACAAGGAUUUUUUUCGUGCUGGUAAAUUAACAUGUCGUCUGCCAUGUCAAUCUAAUUUUAUGACAAAUAGUCUUGAUAUAAAUUCCUGUUCUUUUUUCAAUUCAUUAACUCUACCAAUCAAACUUGUCUUUAAUCCAAUUGAUUCAUCAUGUGAAAAAUAUUAUGCAAUUUAUAAAAUUGGAGAUGAUUUAAGACAAGAUCAAAUUGUCUUACAAUUAUUUGCGUGCAUGGAUAAAAUAUGGCAAGCAAAUGAUUUUGAUUUACGUUUAAGCUUAUUUAAUGUUGUACAAACACAAGAACGUUGUGGUUUUAUUGAAAUGAUUACAGAAAGUGAAACAUUAAGAGAAAUUGAAUCACAUGCAGGAACAAUUAAAGGUUCAUUAGGUGAAUCGGCUCUAUAUGAUUGGUUACGUUUACACAAUACAACGGAAAGAGAAUUUCGUACUGCUUUAGAAAAUUUAUCAUAUUCAUGCGCUGCUUACUGUGUUGCCACCUAUAUAUUAGGAAUUGGUGAUAGACACAAUGAUAAUAUUAUGGUGAAACAUUCAGGACAUUUAUUUCAUAUUGAUUUCGGAAAAUAUUUAGGAGACACACAAAAAUUUGGAUGGUUUAAUCGUGAUCGGGCUCCAUUUGUAUUUACAAAGCAAAUGUUAUACGCUAUGUCUCAUGCUGGUACAUCUAAUGAUGCAUUACAUCGUUUUGUUGAUUUAUGCUGUAAUGCAUUUUGUACAUUACGUCAAAAUUCUAGCUUACUUCUUCUACUCUUAUCUCAUUUAUGUUCAUCCAACGUAUUGAAUCUUAAUUACGAUGCUGUUCGAUUUGUUUACGAUCGUUUAUCGCCAUCAGCAAACUAUGCUCAUAGCAUAGCACAUUUUACUGGACUUAUUGUUGAUAGUUUAAAUUCAACAUGGACAACAUUGAACUUUUUAAUACAUACAUUUGCACAAACAACAAGUUCAUCUAGUUCAUCAAAUACGAUGCCUAUCGGUACAACAUUAUCAUUUAUACCUAAAACCUAUACAAUAGCUACAGAUGGUAAAAUAAAAUCAGCACAUGUUGUCAGUUAUGAUAAACGAACACAUCCAACAAAACAUUAUUUAUAUAAAUUAAAAGUUGAACGUGAAGUCAUUAAUGAUGCCAUGAUGAUAACGCAUCAGAAUACAAAACGUUCAUGCACAACAUAUCACUAUCGAACAUAUAAUGAAUUUUAUGAAUUUUUCGAACGUUUAAAUAAACAAUUUCCGCUGAUUGGUUUAGAAUUAAAAUUUUCUCGUCAAACUGAAGAUAAAAUGGUUGCUCAAAGACGUGUUAGUGAUAUUAAUGAUUUCCUGGAAAAUUUAUUUCGUUUAACGCUUGAAGUUGUUGACUCUGAUCUGGUUAUAACAUUCUUUCAUAUGAUUCAACAAGAUCAACAAAUCAAUGAUUCGAAGGAAAAACCUAGUGAUGAGUUUUCAUCACGUUUACCUUAUGAUGCAUCGCCAAAUAAUCAACCAAAAAUCCGUGUGCAAUUAAAAUAUGACAGUGGAAAAUUAUUUGUUAUGGUUCGCUAUGCAAAUAGUUUGCCACUCAUCAAUGGAAAUGAUCCCAAUCCAUAUUGUAAAUGUUAUUUAUUUCCUGAUGAAUGCAAAUCAACAAAACGAAAAGGAAAAACUAUUAUGAACUCACGAAAUCCAAUAUUUAAUGAUACAUUUACAUAUGAAAUGGAUUUAUCAGAAAUUCAAAAACGCCUUCUUCGUGUCAGUGUAUGGAACAAUGCAUUAACUGUUGGUAAUCAUGUAUUGGGUGAAGUCGAUAUUGUACUAUCUCAAAUAGAUUGGUCCAAAGAAAAUGCUAAAGAUUAUACAUUUUUUUCUAUUGACUCAUAA